Molecule: messenger RNA, 525 nt
Organism: Cimex lectularius (bed bug)
Lineage: Eukaryota; Metazoa; Arthropoda; Insecta; Hemiptera; Cimicidae
Gene: Rpp20
Product: ribonuclease P protein subunit p20
Exons: 5
Coding region: 65-457 (130 amino acids)
Biological process (GO): tRNA 5'-leader removal
Cellular component (GO): nucleus; nucleolar ribonuclease P complex; ribonuclease MRP complex
Molecular function (GO): nucleic acid binding
Source: RefSeq, a predicted model, not a curated record
GUUUGACAGGUAGGUUUUAUCUAGGUUGUUCUUGUUUUCAGUCACACUUAGGCUGUCCCCGAAUAUGGAUGUGGAGGGCGAGAGGCCCCCAACCGGCCGCACCAGGUACAAGAUGGAUAAAGCAUUCUUGAGAAAACGCGUACCUCCCAGGGCGCCGAAGGAAGAAGGAGACAUAUACGUCACAAACAAGUCCAACUUCAAGGGGCAGAUUUCCCAGUGUACGAAGCUCAUAGAGUCAGUUGGCUACGUCUGCAUGCACGGCUUGGGUGCCGCAAUACCCAGGACAAUCAACCUAGCACUACAGGUAAAGGAGAAAUUGGGCGAGCGGUUCAUCAUGGACGUCAAGACAUCUACAGUGAGGAUAACAGACGAUUUUGAAGGAUUGGACGAAAUGACUGAGUCAAAAAGGGACAACUCGGCGAUACACGUUCGCAUCUACAACCCCGAGGAUUCGUGAUUUCCUCUGUAAAUAAUUAUUUUUAUUGUUUAAACUGCUUGUACAUAAAGAUAUUCUUUAAGUAUUUA